Messenger RNA from Oncorhynchus nerka (sockeye salmon), 475 nucleotides. RefSeq names its product zona pellucida sperm-binding protein 1-like. The transcript is spliced from 4 exons. Bases 62 to 475 code for a protein of 137 amino acids. Gene Ontology annotation, cellular component: egg coat. Gene Ontology annotation, molecular function: acrosin binding; structural constituent of egg coat. Lineage: Eukaryota; Metazoa; Chordata; Actinopteri; Salmoniformes; Salmonidae. The record is from RefSeq and is a predicted model, not a curated record. Gene Ontology annotation, biological process: prevention of polyspermy; binding of sperm to zona pellucida.
CAAGAUCCCACUGGGCGGCUGCGGGGCCCACAGAUACGAGGUUGGCCAAACGGUAGUCUACAUGGUGGAGAUCAUCAACACGGUUCAGUCAAUCACCCUCAACUAUGGGACCAUCACCAGAGACUCUCCUAUCAGGCUGCUGGUUGAGUGCCAGUACACUCCUGGCUCUGUGGUGAGUGUUGGCUUCCUGGUCAAGACCCCCUCCUUUGGCCCCUCCAUUCAGGCCCAGGGUGUGUUGGGGGUCCAGCUCAGGAUUGCCACAGAUGAGCAGUACAGUAGCUUCUACCCCCAGUACCACCGGCCCCUGCAGAUGCUCUUGGGUAAACCCUUACACCUUGAGGUGCGUCUGCUCAACCCCCCAGAUGACAAAGUGGUCCUGCUGGUACACUACUGCGUGGCCUACCCCAGAUCAGGACAGACUGUCUGGGUACUCCUCUAUAAUGGGUACGCUGCAGGGUUACCUUUGACCUUCUAG